AUCUCACUCUUCCUUUUUCACUUUGUGCGUGUGUGUUUGAUGACGGAAAAUUGCAAAUAGAUCGCUGAAAAUGGCUAAAAAGAAAAGCGAGGAGCACUCCGGUGCGGAUGCGAAUGACAGCGACUACACGGAGGAGCCGAACUUCGAGGAUCCGCCCGGCUUUGUGGAUCAAAUUACCGAUGAUGUUCUAUUGGGCGACAUGUUGGCCCAGCGCCCCUCGGAGGCGGACGGCGUUGAGAGCGUGGUCGUGGUGGACAACAUCCCGAAGGUGGAGCCUGUGCGCCUGGAGAAGCUCAAGUCCGUGAUCAACAAGCUCUUCUCGCACUGCGGCGACAUCGUCAAUGUGGUCUAUCCCGUUGACGAGGAGGGCAAGACCAAGGGCUAUGCCUUCAUGGAAUACAAGCAGGCCGGUCAGGCGGAGGAGGCGGUCAAGAAGUUGAACAACCAUCGCCUGGACAAGAACCACACCUUUGCCGUUAAUCUGUUUACUGAUUUCCAAAAGUACGAGAACAUCCCUGAGAAGUGGGAUCCGCCCACGGUGCAGACCUUUAAGGUGCAAAGCGACCUGUACAACUUCAUCAACGAUCCCGAUACCUAUGACCAGUACUGCGUGGCCGCCGAGACUUCUCAAAACUGCGUACAGGUGGGCUUCUGGCAGAACGUUCUGCCCGAACCCUUUGAGCUGGAGACUCGCGAGCGCUUUACCGAUACCUUCGUCAAGUGGUCACCCCUGGGAACCUAUGUGGUGACAUUCCACAAGCCCGGCGUGGCUAUCUGGGGAGGUAGCAGCUUCCAAAAGAUCCAGAAGUUCCCCCAUCCUGCCACCCAGUUUGUGGAGUUCUCGCCCUGCGAGAAUUACCUCGUGACCUACGGACCCACGCCCACUGGGCAGAAGAUCAUCAUCUGGGACAUCCGCACCGGAGCCGAGAAGCGUUCGUUCGUGGCCGACGGCAUGUCGGUGCUGUCCAUGUUCCGCUGGUCGCACGACGACAAGUUUGUUGCGCGCAUGGGUGAGAACUCGAUCCACGUCUACGAGACGCCCUCUUUCUAUCUGCUCGACCUGAAGUCGAUCAAGAUUCCGGGCAUCCGGGGCUUCUCUUGGUCGCCCACGGACAAUGUGAUCGCCUACUGGGUGGAGGAACAGAACCAGAUCCCCGCUCGCGUCACACUGAUGGAGAUCCCCAAGAAGCGCGAGACCCGCAACAAGAACCUCUUCCAUGUGGCCGACUGCAAGCUACACUGGCAAAAGUCCGGCGACUACCUAUGCGUCAAGGUGGAUCGUUACUCAAAGUUGAAGAAGGACAAGAAGGACCUCGACGUUAAGUUCCUGGGCAUGUUCUACAACUUUGAGAUUUUCCACAUGCGUGAGAAGGAGAUUCCCGUCGACUCUGUGGAGAUUCGCGAGCUGAUUCUGGCCUUCGCCUGGGAGCCCAUCGGCAACAAGUUCUCAAUUAUCCACGGCGAGCCCAACUCCUCCAACGUGAGCUUCUACGAGGUGAACAAGGGCGUGAAGCCUAGCUUGGUGAAGCGUUUGGAGAAGAAGUCCUGCACGCAUUUGUUCUGGUCACCACGCGGCCAGUUCAUCGUGAUGGCAAACCUUACCAUGGGCACCUUUGAGUUUGUGGACUCCACCAACGAUUACAUCAUCAGUGCGUCUCCGGAUCACUUCCGCGCCUCCGAGGUCGAGUGGGAUCCCACCGGACGCUACGUUGUGACUGGAGUCUCCUCCUGGAAGGUGAAGGAGGACACCGGCUUCAACAUGUACACGUUCCAGGGCCGCAUCAUCAAGCGCACUAUCCUCAAGAACUUUGUGCAGUUCUUGUGGCGCCCGCGUCCUCCCACUCUCCUAGGCGAAGAGAAGCAGAAGGAGAUCAAGAAGAACCUUAAGAAGUACUACGCCGCCUUCGAGCAGAAGGAUCGCCUUCGUCUCACCCGUGCCUCCAAGGAGCUGCUGGAGAAGCGCUCCCAGCUGCGCGAGACCUUCAUGGAGUACCGCAACAAGCGCAUCGCCGAAUGGGCGGAUCAGAAGAGUCGUCGCGUCAUGCUGCGAGGGCAUGUGGACACAGAUAACUUGGAAACUGAUGAAGUGGAUGAAGAGAUUGUUGAAUUUUUAGUCAAGGAAGAAGUCACCCUGCUGGAGUAGACGACCCCCUCAGCGCCACACACCCGCUGUCGUCCCCUGCCUACUUCGAAGCGAUCCUGUCGCCUCUCAUUUCGUGUCCGGGACGCGUCUACGCCCUGGUUGAGGCCAGGGCCCCACCCCAUUAUCCAAUCCAGUAGCGCGUCUGCUUGCAAACAACUCUGAGCGGAACCUUUGCCUAUACAUACAAUAUACAAACUAUAAGCACUAAAGUAAACUUCAACAAAAUCAGCACUUGCUAAUACAACAUAUAAUUAAAUGACCUUUAUUGAGCACACCCCUCCUUCCAGUAUGCCUAAAAGUAGAUUUGCGAUGUAUUUGUAUGUAAACAGCAAAAAGAAAACGAAAACAAAAUA
Molecule: messenger RNA, 2496 nt
Organism: Drosophila rhopaloa
Lineage: Eukaryota; Metazoa; Arthropoda; Insecta; Diptera; Drosophilidae
Gene: eIF3b
Product: eukaryotic translation initiation factor 3 subunit B
Exons: 4
Coding region: 71-2143 (690 amino acids)
Biological process (GO): translational initiation
Cellular component (GO): eukaryotic translation initiation factor 3 complex
Molecular function (GO): RNA binding; translation initiation factor activity; translation initiation factor binding
Source: RefSeq, a predicted model, not a curated record